ACACUCUAGACGAGUACGAACCGCCGCGCCGUGCCGGCUGUAUUAUAAUGACGAUCACUUUCGGUACAGGCUCGGGGACUCACGCUCGCUUUCAUCCCUGCAACGGUACAGAGACGAUCGCCUUGUGAGCCGUUAUACGUCUAUCCUGUCAGCCGUGUUUACAUCGACGCCGUUUACUACGACGAAUAAAGUUUUCUUCGAUAGUAGUAGACAUUAAUGCUGCCGUUGUGAAUGCGCGCCCGGUGUAGCAUUGCGAAACUCUACAAGUGAAGUUUAAAAAUACAUUGGCACAGUGCGGGGUGACGUCCGAACGAGAUGUGUACUUGCAGCAAAUUCUGUGACUUUUGGAAGAAUACGUGUGGAGCAGGCAUGUCAUUAGACGAAGGCAGACAAUCACAAAGGCCAUACAGGUAUGGCAUGGUGUUGUUAUGUGCGGGAGCGCUAAUCAACUGGCUGGGUCUGGCUGAAGACUACGCGGAACCGGUGCGAUAUGUGGGCGUGGCGUGCAUCGUCGCCGGAGCACUACUCAUCUGCGCGGCGAUGUGUUGCUGGCUGCAAUCUCCUGCUAGGCAGCCGCAAAACGAACGGGCUUCGACUGAUACACAUCAGAUCGACGAUCCCAUUCACGUAAUAUCAAUGCCAGACGAGGAGACGAUGCAACAAAAGCCGCCAGACUACGACACUGUGGCGGGAGCACCGCCAACGUAUGACGACGCCAUCAAACUGAAUCCAGCGCGACUGUUGCCGGCGUCGAGCAGCGCGCGCGGAGAGUCGGCCCGCAGUCCGAUGCCAGGAGACGCACCUGUGAUCCCAGGUCAACCUGAUGACGCGCCACCGCCAGCGCCCGUGGUCGCACCAGUUCACCGCUCACAGAUCCCGAAAACACCGCCGCCCCCGUACAAUCCCACGCACGCGAUCAGAUGAAACAUCGGGCGGAUAUCGCACUUUAAAUCGACUGUUGUUUCAUGUGAUGAGACUUGUUACAUCAUAUUGUCCCUAGCGACAAUGCAACCGGUAUUAUAAUGUUAAUGUGCGUACAUAUCUUUGAAGCGAUCGUUUUAAUUUAUAGUAGGUUAUCGAGAGCGAUGCGUACUUAUGUGAUAAUAUGAAAGUUGUUAGCUACUUAUAACUUCUCUGUACAUAAACGUUGUAAUUUUAGUGAUUUGUUGAAACGUGUAUUUUAGUAACGUAAGCGAGAAAAUCUCUUCCAAUUAUAUUAUAGUAAAUUGUGUUGCGCAAGUUCUUAGACUAGAAUAAACGAUCGAUGUUUACUUCGUUAAUUUUACAUAUAUCUGGAAAAACGUACGUAAUAACAUAUAUAUUUCGACAACAGGUUCCUAUAGAAUUAAAUACGCAAUCGAGAUUGGGAUUCCUAUAAAUAGUGCCAUUCAUGUGAACAGUCAUAUUGGUCUAGUGCCGUUUUUAGUUUAAAUCAUGUAUAGAUGUAGUGAGAAAUUAUUUUCCUUCGGGAAAACUCGGAUCUUUAUCGGAAUACGAUGACACCCGAACUGUCAAUGAAUGAUCGUAUUAAAUGACAUUUUCAUAGCCAUUAUUGUUUAGUGUCAAAUGUCAAAAUGAAUAAUGUCAUUGUACUGAAGCUAUUUGAGAGAGCACGAUAAAUACGAACUUUUCCGAAAAAUUACGAAGGUAAAUCUAUUCUCACUAUAUCUUUAACACAAAGUGCUAUGCACUUGGCACUCAACGACCCCUGUUAGGAUUUGACGCAAACAACAAACGUAUAAUUGUGAUUAACGAAUUUAUACAUAGAUGUCGUUUAAUAAUAUCAUAGUAUGACGAUAAGAGUUCAACUAAAUUAAUGAAUAGCGUGUGAUUUUAGAGUACUAGAUUAUUAUCAGUUUUAUCUAUUCUAGUCUUGACUAACGCAUGUUUUACUUAAUAAUUCCAUUAAACACAGGCAUGCUAAUUUAUAUUACGCACCUAAAUAUUUUGAGAUUGCAUGCAAUGAAAUUGAGCACAACCGUAGAACGAAUUAAAAAUACGACACGAUAGUACUUAAUGUUUAGAAAAUGAUUUUCUUAUCACAAUACUUAUAUGUAAGGUAAAUAAUUUGUAAAAUUUCAAAAGCUUUUCGAUUUAACGGAAACUUAAUAUGUAAUUAUUUUCCAGUAUUCCGUGCCAUUUCUUUUGAAUAUCUGUUUCCCACGUGUUAACCGCAGUGGAUUUGAAGUUUAAAAGAAUUCGUUAAUAACAUCAAUAAAAUGAGGAAUGUGAGAAAAUGUUCUUGUUAUCAGCUCAAGGAUGCCAUUGCUUUAUUUAAAUUGUAACAUUAAUUUAUAUUAAUACUUUCUUAAACACGUUUGUUAAGAAAAUUACGAAAAUAAUAAAUUUUAAACCCCUUUAAAAUCUGUUUAUUAGUACUUACAUUAGGAUACAUACACAUUUCUGUCAGUAUAUGUAAUGCGGUUUUAAUUAAACAUAUUGUAUAUUGUGAAGUAUGGCAUCCAAUUUAAAUCUAAGAAAUCGGCUCAUGAAACUUAGUGGGACCAAUUUUAAUUUUUUUAUAAGUGCUAUGAACUGGGAUAGUGCGUGCCUGCAAUCUUUAGGUGGACUUUACAAUGCUGAAGUUGUGCAUUUAUUAUCUGUACAUUGGCAGUUAUAACUAAAGUGUACAUAGAAAAUAUACUAUGUUAUUGAGAAGCAAA
Messenger RNA from Bombyx mandarina (wild silkworm), 2663 nucleotides. RefSeq lists its product as uncharacterized. The record is from RefSeq and is a predicted model, not a curated record. Lineage: Eukaryota; Metazoa; Arthropoda; Insecta; Lepidoptera; Bombycidae.